UGUGUAUGUGUGUAAAACGGCGCGCUCAACAAUAGUGCAUCGUCCCCAAGAAGUUUCGGCGGCCCUCGUAGUUCCUUCUCGUCCGGCUAUCCUAACCCGAGCAGAAGUGAGGAACUGCAGCAGCAGCGGCGGCAAUGGAGAAAGGAAACUCUAAGAAGAAAGCAUCAACUCUCUCUCUGGAGCAAUUCAUCUCACUCAUGGCUCCUCUUAUUGAUUUGGAAAAGGAAACUGAGAUAUCAACCUCAAUCACUUCAGGCGCGUCGAGAAGUUUGGAUACUGCUCAGAAAAGGGGCUCGACAAUCCUCAAUUUGAAAUGUGUUGAUGUCCAGACGGGGCUUAUGGGGAAAUCUCUUAUUGAGUUCCAAUCCACCAAAGGAGACGUUCUUCCUGCACACAAGUUCAGUACACAUGACGUUGUUGUUUUAAAACUCAGCAAGGCUGAUUUAGGUUCCCCUGCUCUUGGACAAGGUGUAGUUUACCGCUUAAAGGACUCCUCAAUAACAGUUGCCUUUGAUGAUAUACCAGAAGAUGGUUUAAAUAGUCCCCUCAGGCUGGAGAAAGUGGCAAAUGAGGUGACAUACCGCAGGAUGAAGGAUGCAUUGGUACAGUUGAGUAAAGGAGUGCAUAAGGGUCCUGCUGCUGACCUAAUUCCUGUCUUGUUCGGAGAGAGGCCACCAACAGUGUCCAAGAAGGAUGUGUCAUUCACUCCAUUUAACCCCAACCUCGAUCACUCUCAGAAAGGUGCAAUCUCGAAAGCCCUAUCGUCAAAGAAUGUAUUUUUGCUUCAUGGGCCUCCUGGAACGGGAAAAACGACCACAGUGGUGGAAAUCAUAUUACAAGAAGUGAAACGUGGAUCAAAAAUUCUUGUUUGUGCCGCCUCAAAUAUUGCUGUUGACAACAUUGUUGAGCGACUUGUUCCACGUAGAGUUAAGCUGGUGAGACUGGGUCAUCCUGCACGUUUAUUGCCUCAAGUACUUGACAGUGCACUGGAUGCUCAGGUACUUCGAGGAGACAAUAGUUCACUUGCAAACGACAUUAGGAAGGAAAUGAAGGCAUUAAAUGGAAAGUUGUUGAAAACUAAAGACAGAAAUACAAGGAGGGACAUUCAGAAGGAACUGCGAACUCUGUCCAGAGAAGAGCGGAAAAGACAACAGCUUGCUGUAACAGACGUAAUUAAAAGUGCUGAUGUGAUAUUAACCACUUUGAUCGGGUCUUUUUCUAAGAAGUUGGAUAACACUUCAUUUGACUUGGUAAUUAUUGACGAAGCUGCUCAGGCACUUGAGGUAGCUUGCUGGCUACCGAUACUGAAGGGUUCAAGAUGUAUACUUGCAGGGGACCAUCUUCAACUGCCCCCAACCAUUCAAAGUGUUGAGGCCGAGAAGAAAGGAUUAGGACGAACCCUCUUUGAACGACUUGCAGAUAUGUAUGGAGAUGAAGUCACAUCCAUGCUUACUGUCCAGUACCGCAUGCAUGAACUUAUCAUGGAGUGGUCUUCUAAAGAGCUCUACAACAGCAAGGUCAAAGCCCAUGCAAGUGUUGCUGGACAUAUGCUGUUUGAUCUUGAGGAUGUGAAGAGGACCUCUUCAACUGAACCGACACUUCUUCUCAUAGACAUAGCUGGAUGUGACAUGGAAGAAAAGAAAGAUGAAGAAGAUAGCACCAUGAAUGAAGGCGAAGCUGAAGUUGCCAUGGCCCAUGCGAAGAGACUUGUGCAGAGUGGUGUUCUUCCUUCUGAUAUUGGAAUUAUUACCCCGUAUGCUGCACAGGUUGUUUUACUCAAGAUGUUGAAAAACAAGGAGAACUCCCUGAAGGAUCUCGAAAUUUCAACAGUUGAUGGAUUCCAGGGAAGGGAGAAGGAAGCCAUUAUUAUAUCAAUGGUUCGAUCUAAUUCAAAAAAAGAGGUGGGCUUUCUAAGUGAUCAUCGCCGAAUGAACGUGGCUGUGACGCGGGCGAGGAGGCAGUGCUGCCUUGUCUGUGACACCGAAACUGUCAGUUCUGAUGGAUUCCUAAAGCGAUUGAUUGAGUAUUUUGAAGAGAAUGGGGAGUAUCAGAGUGGUUCUGAGUAUCAGAAUGAAUAGGCUUACCCCCCCAUGGUUGAGAUUUCUCGAUGCUUUAUGUCAAGAUCAAUCUGUUGCACAGGGAGAUGUUGCUAGUAGGUCUACAAUGGUUUCUCGUAUCCUCCUUAUGCUUGUAUGCGGAAUGCAAGAAAGUUGAUUAAUUUAUAUAAAAUCAUUUUUUUUGUUUUCAUUCUUUAUUUACAGCUUAAAAAAAAAACCAAAAAACCAUGUGGAGGUAGACCUUUUUUAGGUUCAAGUCUAAGCCAUCGUCAUUAGAUUCAUGUUUUGUCC
Messenger RNA from Neltuma alba, 2348 nucleotides. Its product is annotated as DNA-binding protein SMUBP-2. Lineage: Eukaryota; Viridiplantae; Streptophyta; Magnoliopsida; Fabales; Fabaceae. The record is from RefSeq and is a predicted model, not a curated record. The transcript has 15 exons. The coding region runs from base 135 to 2078 and encodes 647 amino acids. Gene Ontology annotation, molecular function: RNA binding; 5'-3' DNA helicase activity; ATP binding.